AUGAUGUCUAGCACAAAUAUCCUAACGAGCCUCUUCUUGCUGCCGACUCUUGCUCGAGUUGCUUCCUCAGCAAUUACCAAGAGAGCCACAGCUUGCAACAAUUCUCCGGACCUGUGCAGCAAAGCGUACAAUAAUGUGACCUAUCUCGGCGCUCACAACUCGCCUUUCCUACGCGAUACAUCCACUGGUAAUUCAGAAAGUGGAAAUCAGUUCUACAACUCCACUGUUCAGCUCAGUGCUGGUGUCAGAUUGUUGACUGGCCAAGUUCACAACAACAAUGGCUCAUUACACAUGUGUCACACAAGCUGUACUCUUCUCGAUGCUGGACUGCUGAGUGAUUGGCUUUCGGAGAUCAAGACGUGGAUGGAUGGAAACCCAAAUGAGGUCGUAACUGUCCUUCUCGUCAACUCUGAUGACACAUCUGCCUCGGACCUGGCAAGCGCCUAUACCACUGCCGGAAUCGCAUCUUACGCAUACACUCCCACAUCAACCACGGCUCCAACCGAGUGGCCCACCCUGCAAACCCUCAUCAAUGAUGGAAAACGUCUGCUCAACUUCGUCGCUAGUCUCAGCGACAACUCCGCUGCGCCUUACCUUAUGGACGAGUUUGCCUAUAUUUUCGAAAACAACUACGACAAUACAUCUCCAUCCAACUUUUCCUGCGCAGCCAACCGACCCUCUACUGUCACCACAAGCUCUGCUCUGCAGCAGAACUUGAUGCCACUCAUGAACCACUUCCUCUAUGAAACCACAGAUCUCUUUGGAACCACCAUUGAGUCUCCCGACCUUGGUAACAUCAGCACCACGAACUCUGCAUCGGGCGGUACUGGUGCUUUGGGAACCUCUGCGACCGAGUGCACCACCACUUAUGGCCGGGCCCCAACAUAUCUUCUGGUCGACUUUUUCAAUGUAGGCCCGGCCAUCGAGACUGCAGACAGGCUGAAUGGUGUCACCAAUGCUGUUGGCAGGACGAACGUGAGCACUGCUGCCUCGGCUCCAGCCAGUUCCGGCUCUACUCGCAGCGGACUCUCAACUUUCUCUUUGGUUACGGCAUUGAUCGUCACCUUCGUAUUGAUUGCAUAG
Messenger RNA from Aureobasidium melanogenum CBS 110374, 1083 nucleotides. RefSeq lists its product as uncharacterized. The transcript has a single exon. The record is from RefSeq and is a predicted model, not a curated record. Gene Ontology annotation, molecular function: phosphoric diester hydrolase activity. The coding region runs from base 1 to 1083 and encodes 360 amino acids. NCBI's taxonomy places the organism in Eukaryota, Fungi, Ascomycota, Dothideomycetes, Dothideales, Saccotheciaceae. Gene Ontology annotation, biological process: lipid metabolic process.